GGGUAUUGGCAGUGGUAAUAUUAAAGAGAGAACAAGUAUCAAUGAAUGAGUUAGUGGUUGUGAUGAUAAUGAGUAUAAUAAGGAUGCGUUUGAAAUUGAAAAUGUUGAUGAUGAUGGUGUGUUUGGUGUGGGUGGAGGUUGUUGUUUGUGGUGAUGAACAUGAAAUUCAAUGCAUUCAAAGGGAGAGGGAAGCUCUUCUCCAAUUCAAGGCUGCCCUUUUUGAUGACUAUGGCAUGCUCUCCUCUUGGACCACUCCUCACUGCUGCCAAUGGAAGGGCAUCCGCUGCAGCAACCUCACUCGCCAUGUCCUCAUGCUCGACCUUCAUGGUGAGAUUCAUGAUGAUGAAUAUGCUUACAAUUCAUAUGAAAUCUCCCGCUCUCUCAACUCGGGAAGUUAUCUCAGCGGAGAGAUCCACAAGUCGUUGAUGGAGUUGCAACAAUUAUACUAUUUCAACCUCACUUCCAACUCUUUUUACAACACACAUAUUCCAGAGUUUCUUGGCUCUCUCACCAACUUGAUAUCCCUUGAUCUGUCAUUCUGUGGUUUUGAAGGAAAAAUUCCAACUCACUUUGGCUCUCUUUCUCAUUUGAAAUACUUGAAUCUUGCUGGGAAUUUUCAUCUGGAGGCUUCAAUAAUCCCUCCUCAACUUGGAAAUCUCUCCCAGUUGCAACAUCUUGAUCUCAGGUACAAUUCUUUUGAAGGAAAGAUACCAUCCCAACUCGGAAAUCUCUCCAAGUUGCAGUAUCUUGAUCUCAGCUACAAUUCUUUUGAAGGAAAUAUACCAUCUCAGCUUGGGAACCUUUCAAACUUACAAGAGCUUUAUCUUGGAGGAAAUAUAUAUGGUGGUGAUGUUGCUCUCAAAAUUUAUGAUGGAGGUCAGUGUUUGUCUAAUCUCAUUUCUCUAACCCAUCUUUACUUGUCAUCCAUACCUAUUCUUAACACUUCUCACAGCUACCUGCAAAUGAUUGCCAAGCUACCAAAACUAAGACAACUAAGUUUAAGUGAUUGUAGCCUUUCCGAUCAUUUUAUCCUUUCAUUGAGGCCUUCUACAUUCAAUUUUUCUACUUCCCUUUCCCUCCUUGAUCUAUCCUCGAACACCUUCACGUCACCAAUGAUAUUCCAGUGGGUGUCAAACACCACUUCCAACCUUGUUGAGCUUGAUCUUAGUUAUAACCUCUUGGAGGUUUCCACAUCCAAUCAUUUUGACAUGGUCAAGAUGAAUUCCCUUGAGCACCUUGACCUCUCUUAUAAUAGAUUGAAGGCUGGGAUUUUGAAAUCCUUCAUGAAUAUAUGCACCUUACAUUCUUUAUACAUGAGUAAGAACAAUUUGACUGAAGACCUUCCAUCAAUUCUUCAUAAUUUGUCUGGUGGCUGUGUUAGACACUCAUUACAAGAAUUGUAUUUCAGAUACAAUCAAAUCAUAGGUUCCUUACCUGACUUUUCAGUAUUCUCAUCUUUAAAAAUAUUGGAUCUUUCUAACAAUCAAUUGAGUGGGAAGAUACCCGAAGGAAGUAAAUUGCCAUCUCAAAUGGAGUCUUUGUCCAUUAGCUCAAACUCUUUAGAAGGUGGAGUUCCAAAAUCAUUUGGGAGAGCAUGUACUUUGAGCUCACUAGAUAUUUCUUAUAAUAAUUUAAGUGAAGAGCUACUAGUGAUAUUUGAUCACUUGUCCGGGUGUUCCAAAUACUCAUUGCAAGAAUUAAACUUGGAAGGAAAUAAAAUCAAUGGUACGUUGCUUGACCUUUCAAUAUUCUCAUCUUUAAAAGUAUUGAUUCUUUCUGACAAUCAAUUAAGUGGAAAAAUUCCUGAAAACAACAUAUUGCCAUCUCAAUUGAAGCUUUUGUCAAUUAGCUCAAACUCUUUAGAAGGUGGAGUUCCAAAAUCAUUUGGCAAUUCAUGUGCUUUGCACUCAUUAGACAUGUCUAACAAUAGCUUGGUUGAAGAGUUUACCAAGAUAAUCCAUCACUUAUCUGGAUGUGCUAGAUAUUCAUUGGAAUAUUUAUAUCUAGGAAUGAAUCAAAUUAAUGGGACACUACCUGACCUCUCAAUAUUCUCAUCUUUAAAAGGAUUAUAUCUUGAUGGAAACAAACUAAAUGGAGACAUUCCUAAAGAUAUUCGAUUUCCACCUCAACUAGAGAGUCUAGAUAUGCAAUCAAAUUCCUUAAAAGGUGUGCUCACUGACUAUCAUUUCAUUAAUUUGUCUAAGUUAUACUUCUUGGACUUAUCUGAGAACUCAUUAUUGGCCUUGACAUUCACACAAAAUUGGGUUCCACCAUUUCACUUGAGCUAUAUAAGAUUGCAAUCUUGCAUGCUAGGUCCAACAUUUCCCAAAUGGUUGAAAACACAAAAUCAUUUCAAUGAUCUUGACAUUUCAAAUGCUGGAAUAUCAUAUUUGGUUCCAAAGUGGUUUUGGGCUAAAUUAACAUUGCAGGAAUGGAUUUCAAUGAAUAUUUCGUACAACAAUCUCUCUGGUAUAAUUCCAAAUUUUCCACAGAAGAAUCCUCAUUUUUCCCUAAUUCUUGGAUCAAAUCAAUUUGAAGGCCCAAUACCACCAUUUCUACGAUAUUCUAUGUUUCUUGAUUUAUCCAAAAACAAAUUCUCAAAUUCUUUUUCAUUUUUAUGUGCCAAUGGUACAAUUGAAACCUUAUACCAAUUAGACCUUUCAAAUAAUCAAUUAUCUGGACAUAUUCCGAAUUGUUGGAGCCAUUUCAAGUCAUUAUCUUAUUUAGAUCUAAGUCACAAUGAUUUUUCAGGAAAGAUUCCUACUUCCAUGGGAUCUCUUUUUGAUCUUCAAGCAUUACUAUUGAGAAACAACAACUUAACAAAUGAGAUCCCUUUCUCUCUGAGGAAUUGCACAAAGCUAGUAAUGCUUGAUAUGGCAAAAAACAAGUUAUCAAGCCGUAUCCCUGCUUGGAUUGGGAGCAAAUUACAAGAGUUGCAAAUUUUAAGUUUGGGGAUGAAUCAUUUCUAUGGAAGUUUACCAUUAGAAAUUUGUUAUCUAAGAAGCAUUCAAUUGUUGGAUCUCUCGCUAAACAACUUAUCUGGGAAAAUUCCUACAUGCAUAAAAAAUUUUACUUCAAUGGCUCAAAAUACAUUUUCAAGUGAUUAUGAAGGUCAUUGGUAUUUUGUCAACACCAGCAAUAUCAAAGGCAAUAGAUCAUACGAUCUAAAUGCAUUCUUGAUGUGGAAAGGUUCAGAACAAAUGUUCAAAACUACUGAGUUAUUACUUUUAAAAAGUAUUGAUCUCUCAAGCAAUCACUUUUCAGAAGAAAUUCCUAUUGAAAUAGAGAAUUUAUUUGGAUUAAUUUCAUUGAAUUUAUCAAGAAACAACUUGACAGGAAAAAUUCCUUCAAAUAUUGGCAAGCUAUCAUCACUUGAAUUUCUUGAUUUGUCAAGAAACCAAUUUGUUGAUUCAAUUCCUCAGAGUCUUACUCAAAUUGAUCGACUCGCCAUGUUAGAUUUGUCACACAACCAUCUAACUGGAGAAAUUCCAACUGGCACACAACUACAAAGUUUCCCUGCCUCGAGUUUUGAAGAUAAUCUUGAUCUUUGUGGGCCACCACUGGAGAAAUCGUGUAUUGAUCAUGGGGAGCACGUAAAAGGGCCAAAAGUUGAAAUUGAUGAGAAUGAAAAUUCACUUUUAAGUCAUGAAUUUUACAUAAGUAUGACAUUUGGAUUUGUUAUAAGCUUUUGGAUGGUGUUGGGCUCAAUAUUAUUCAAGCGUUCUUGGUCACAUGCCUAUUUUAAAUUCUCUCAUGUACGGAGGUGACUAUAGCUUAACAGCAUCUUGAAGACCCAUCCUUUUGCAAAUCAUUUGAGCAAAACAAGUUAUCUACAGAAAAUAAGCUGGAAUUUAUGGUUGUUUUAUAUUGUUCACCGGCAACAGGGACAUAUCCUUAUAUGGGUUUUAUAUUUAUGAUUUCAUUGUUUGAAGCGUUUGUACUUGUAUAACUUUGGUUAUAGUUAUUUCAUAUUAUCAGUGUUGUGCUUGUGAUGAAGUAUAAAUUACCAUAUAUUAUAUUAAUAAUUUACUUGUA
Molecule: messenger RNA, 4035 nt
Organism: Cajanus cajan (pigeon pea)
Lineage: Eukaryota; Viridiplantae; Streptophyta; Magnoliopsida; Fabales; Fabaceae
Product: receptor-like protein EIX2
Molecular function (GO): protein binding
Source: RefSeq, a predicted model, not a curated record